ACAGAACAACUCAUCUUCUCUCUGCUUCCUUCUUCUUCCUCAUCCUCCCUUAUUUGGGCCCAUGGGUUCGGGCCUCGGGCCGGGCCUGCUGCUCUGCAUCGCUCUGUUUGCGGCGGCGGCGGAGGCGGACGGGUGCAAUCUGUUCAACGGAAGCUGGGUGGUCGAUGACUCGUACCCGCUUUACGAUUCGGAAAAAUGCCCGUUUAUAAGGAAGGAGUUUGAUUGCGUGAAGUACGGGAGGCCUGAUAGGGAGUAUUUGGGGUAUCGAUGGGAGCCGGACGGGGAGUGCGUGCUGCCGGCGUUUGAUGGGAUGGAGAUGAUGAGGAGGUGCAGGGGGAAGAGGGUUUUGUUUGUGGGGGAUUCAUUGAGCUUGAAUAUGUAUGAGUCCAUGCUCUGUAUGCUUUAUGCGGCCAACCCGCAUGGGAGGAUCAGCUUUGUUGAUAAUGGAGUCCUAUUUGAGGACUUCAAUCUCACGGUAUCAUACUACUUGUCACAUUAUCUUGUUGAUAUUGUCAAUGAGAAGAUUGGACGAGUCCUGAAGCUUGACUCAUUACAAGGUAGCACUGAGUGGCUCAAGUUCGAUAUGCUCAUCUUUAAUACUUGGCAUUGGUGGUCACGUAAUGGAGCAACGCAACCAUGGGAUUAUAUUCAAGAUGGUAAUCAAAUAGUAAAAGACAUGGAUAGAACAUUAGCAUUUUAUAAAGCUCUAACGACUUGGGCCAAUUGGGUUAGAUCCAGCAUUGAUCCUUAUACGAAGAAGGUUUUCUAUCAAGGGGUCUCUCCUUCUCAUUACCAUGCAAAUGAAUGGGGCGGAUCCUACACGAAGAGUUGCUCCGGAGAGUCGCGGCCGUUGAAUGCAUCGAGAUACGUGGCAUCACCACAAGAAGCCAUAGUGAAGGAAAUAAUUCCCAAGGAAUUAGUCACAUUGCUUGACAUCACAUUCCUAUCGCAGCUAAGGAAGGAUGCUCAUCCCUCCAAAUACAGUGGAAUCCAUGCUCGAAAUGACUGCAGCCAUUGGUGCGUUGCUGGCCUGCCUGAUACUUGGAAUAUGCUUUUAUAUGCAUUACUAAUACAGUAA
This is a messenger RNA of Phalaenopsis equestris, 1078 nucleotides long. RefSeq names its product protein trichome birefringence-like 38. NCBI's taxonomy places the organism in Eukaryota, Viridiplantae, Streptophyta, Magnoliopsida, Asparagales, Orchidaceae. The transcript has 4 exons. Gene Ontology annotation, molecular function: O-acetyltransferase activity. The record is from RefSeq and is a predicted model, not a curated record. The coding region runs from base 62 to 1078 and encodes 338 amino acids. Gene Ontology annotation, cellular component: Golgi apparatus.